Molecule: messenger RNA, 1743 nt
Organism: Xylaria bambusicola
Lineage: Eukaryota; Fungi; Ascomycota; Sordariomycetes; Xylariales; Xylariaceae
Product: ubiquitin-conjugating enzyme
Exons: 5
Coding region: 453-1235 (260 amino acids)
Source: RefSeq, a predicted model, not a curated record
GGGUCCUCGUGGCUAAGUAAGUUAGAUAGAAUGAGGCGUGGAAGGUACUUCCAAGUAUGACGCUCCCAACACCGUGGCUGUAAGUCAAUCAAGGACCUAGAGCCAGGUAAUGGCCAGGGUGGCUCGGAUGGUCAGGAAAGGCCCAAGGCCAAGGCCUCUCUUUAGGCCCACUCAGACAAGGGCAUGAUUCAUGUUCACAAGGAAUCUUGAACCAAACCAACCAACUUACUAAGUAAGUUGUACUAUUCCACCGCUCGCAACCUUAUCCAGAUUACAUGCUACUAUCAGCACAACAACCUUGAAGGACACUCCGUCAACUCCCUCGUCGUCGAUCAUUAAUCAAGCCGUCACCCCGCUCUUCCGACCCCUCUCGAUACAGUCGCUACUCUCCCUAUCAAGGGUCAGGACAGAUCUCACCUCCGCUUGAGAUAUCUCCAAGGGAAGCCAUCCCAAUGGCUAGCAAACAAGCGAGCAAGCGUUUGGCGCGCGAGUAUAAGUCCAUCUCUGAAAACCCGCCUCCAUAUAUCUCAGCACACCCAUCAGAGUCUAACAUCCUUGAGUGGCAUUAUAUAAUCACGGGACCUGAAGACACUCCUUACCAUGGGGGCCAAUACUGGGGGACACUGAUCUUCCCGCCCAACUACCCCUUUGCGCCUCCAGCCAUCCGUAUGCACACGCCGUCCGGUCGUUUCCAGCCCUCCACAAGGCUCUGUCUUUCAAUCUCCGACUUCCAUCCGAAAUCCUUCAACCCGGCGUGGGAGGUAUCGACCAUCCUAAUCGGCCUGCUGUCAUUCAUGACAUCGGAGGAGAUGACGACAGGCUCCGUGUCGGCUUCACCACGUGAGCGCAAAAUGUUUGCCGACCGGUCGAGAUGGUGGAACUCAACAGGCGGCGGCUCACAUGCCAAGAACCCAGCGCAAAAAGGCAAUGUCAAGGCCGGUGACGGUGGUGCCAAGUUCCGAUCGGAGUGGGAAAGUUUGGAUAAGGAGAACUGGGCCUGGAUGAAGGAGAAGAACAUCGACACAACGACUGGGGAGUAUAUUCGCACAUCAUGCGGGCCAGCCUUGGGAGCAGCAGGCAGAGGCGGGCAAACGCAGUCAGUAGUCGACACAGUCGUCCAGCAGAGAGAUGCGGGUACAGGGUGGCUGAGUCAGAACCGACUUCUCGUUGCAGGUGGCGUGAUAUUCAUCUACGUGCUGAUUGCUCGGCUCCUAGGCGAGGCGGACGAUAUGUAGGAUUGAUACAGUGUCUGUCUGACACACGGACGAGAAGUUUUCAGCUUGCAGGAACCGAGCUGCCGUGGCUGAAGCUAUUGUUUUCCUCACAAGCUAUAAGGAUUUUCUGCCUCUUACUUUCCUGGGGCAUGCGAAGACGAGACAGUAUGUCGACUUUUUUUGUGCGUCUUUUCUUGUACAAUAUGUUCAGUAGAUCAAGGAACAUGGGUAUAGACAAGCGAAUCAGUAUCUUUAGAGUUAUACUGCGUUCCUGAUAAUCCAGAUAUUCAGUAUGAAUAGGAGCCUGCUCUUCCACAGCUGAUUUUAUCCAAAAGAGGUUGCCUCUUAUCAAACUGUCAGUUGGGCAGCAAAUCAUGUAUAUAAGGGUGCUUCUUUGACAGACUCGUACAAGCCUCUCUCCCCAUCAAACCCCCCCUUGCUUCAGGCGGAGACUUGUCGUCCGAAUGUAGAGAAGAUUGAUGCCUGAUUACAUAUACAUGACACUUUACGCUCAUACAAAGUGCUGAUA